AUGAUUAUAAGCAAUGAUCUUGGGAAAGAUAUCACAUUAUUGCUCAUGGUAGACCUAGCUGACUACGACACACUGCACAAUCCCCCAACCCCUAUCUGCUGGAAGGUUCUCAAGUUUGAACCAACUGGAAAAGUUCACCAUACAGUACAAUUCAGCAACAUCGGCGUGCUCAUCAUCCCGAAGAAAAGCGACAAGAACCUGAUUUCUUCUGUCAACGCACAGCGCAUCAAGACUGGUCAAACGUGUGUUAUGACCACUAGCGAAAGUGGCGGGAACGUCCUCAGCGCACCCAGCGUGGGUGCAAAUGCUGAUAUAAUCAGCUGCAAGUUUGACGUUUCGGAAGAGGCAGACGUUGCGUUCAUUAUGCCGGGUUCUGACUCUGUUAUCAAGGGGUUAUACAAAGGGGAUGGGGAAGAUGUUGAUCCAAUCAUGAUAUGGAAUAACAUAAGCAGUGGACAUUAG
Messenger RNA from Psilocybe cubensis, 462 nucleotides. RefSeq lists its product as uncharacterized. Bases 1 to 462 code for a protein of 153 amino acids. The transcript has 7 exons. The record is from RefSeq and is a predicted model, not a curated record. NCBI's taxonomy places the organism in Eukaryota, Fungi, Basidiomycota, Agaricomycetes, Agaricales, Agrocybaceae.